AUGGCUAAGAAUAAACUUAAAAAUAGGGUUAAAGAUCAUGGCAUAUUCUUUUCUUGUUCUUCAUAUCCUGGUUCUUCAACUCUCUAUGGCAGUGAUUGUAGUUGUGGGAUGCUACUCUCAAGCUGUUCGUCUAGUUGCAACUGCAAAAGUGAAUGCACCAACAAGCCGUUCCAACGAAGACAUAUCAAGAGAAUGAAACUAGUUCAGACAGAGAAAUGUGGAUAUGGGAUUGCAGCAGAUGAAGAUAUCAAUCCAGGAGAGUUCAUCAUUGAAUAUGUUGGGGAAGUUAUCGAUGACAAAACUUGUGAAGAAAGGCUCUUGAAGAUGAAGCAUAAGGUCGAGACAAACUUCUACUUGUGUCAGAUAAACUGGAGCAUGGUGAUUGAUUCUACUUACAAGGGGAAUAAAUCAAGAUACUUCAAUCAUAGCUGCAAUCCUAUUCCUAAUACAGAAAUGCAUAAAUGGAUAAUUGAUGGAGAGACAAGGAUUGGCAUCUUUGCCAUACGUUACAUAACCAACGGAGAGAACUUGACAUAUGAUUACCAGUUUGUUCAGUUUGGUGCAGAUCAAGAUUGCUACUGUGGUGCAGCAUGUUGUAGGAAAAUGCUAGGUUCAGAAGCUAGUAAAGCUAAGAACAUACCUGCAUGUGAAGAAGACUAG
Raphanus sativus (radish) is the source of this 660-nucleotide messenger RNA. Its product is annotated as putative histone-lysine N-methyltransferase ASHH4. Gene Ontology annotation, molecular function: histone H3K36 methyltransferase activity; protein binding. Gene Ontology annotation, biological process: regulation of DNA-templated transcription. Lineage: Eukaryota; Viridiplantae; Streptophyta; Magnoliopsida; Brassicales; Brassicaceae. Gene Ontology annotation, cellular component: chromatin; nucleus. The record is from RefSeq and is a predicted model, not a curated record.